AUGUCCCUUGCACCGAGGCAGAGACGCCCUCAACCUUCCCAUCCGUCGCCUUCGUCUUCAUCUUCGUACACGAAGCUUGAUAAGCCCCAGAAAUCGGACGGCGGCGAAGAGGUGGACAAAGGGUUGGGAUGGUUCUUACCCUUUUUUGCUCUGGGAAUGCUCAGGUACAUGAGUGCCUCCUCCAACAUUAUCCACGACUGCGAUGAGGUCUUCAAUUACUGGGAACCCCUUCAUUAUCUGCUUUACAAAUCUGGGUUUCAGACCUGGGAAUACAGUUCACAGUUUGCUCUUCGGUCGUACUUGUACCUUUUACUCCAUGAAAUAGUGGGGCGACCAGCUUCCUGGAUAUUUGGCGAGGAAAAGGUGAGAGUAUUCUAUGCAGUAAGACUCUUUUUAGGUCUUCUCUCUGUUGCCACGGAAACUGUACUUGUCGUAUCUCUUUCAAGAAAAUAUGGAAAACGACUUGCUUCAUAUACACUUGCAAUGCUCUGCUUAACCAGCGGUUGUUUCUUUGCUAGCACAAGUUUCUUGCCAAGCUCAUUCUCUAUGUACGCUGUCUCUCUUGCAUCAGGUUUAUUUCUUCUUGAUAAACCUGCUGCAGCAGUUGCUGUUUCUGCUGCUGGUGUAAUACUUGGCUGGCCAUUCUCAAUCUUGGCUUUCCUUCCAGUGACAAUUUCCUCUUUAUUAAGAAAAUUCAGACAAGCAUUUAUUGCUGGGGCUGUGAGCUCAAUUAUUCUUCUUGCAUCAUCAAUACUUAUAGACUUCUACUAUUAUGGAAGAUGGACUUCUUCUGUUUUGAACCUGUUGAUAUAUAAUGUCGCUGGAGGUGGCGAAAGUCAUUUAUAUGGGACCGAGGGACCAUCAUAUUACCUAAGGAAUGGAUUUAACAAUUUCAACUUUGGUUUUGUUCUUGCUAUGCUGUUCUUGGGAUUUUUGCCAAUUGCAAAGAAGAAAUAUGCACCAGACCUGUUGAUUAUAGUAUCUCCUAUCUAUAUUUGGCUGGGGUUUAUGUCAUUGCAGCCACAUAAAGAAGAAAGGUUUCUUUAUCCAGUAUAUACACUUAUCUGCGUUGCUGCUUCAGCAGUUAUUGAGAGCUUUCCUGAUCUCUUCCGUGACAAAUAUAAUCCAGAGAGUAAUCUUAUUUUAGUUAAGAUAGCCAAAGUUCUGAGGCCAGUCAUUCUUAGCCUCAUAUUAUGUUUCUCUCAUUCCCGUACAUUUUCUCUGAUUCAUGGUUAUUCUGCUCCGAUGGAGGUUUACAAGAUUUUGGAGCAUCAUGAUGAUGCAGGAACGGGUUCUGUACUUUGUGUUGGAAGUGAAUGGCAUCGCUUUCCUUCAUCAUUUUUCGUCCCUGAAUUUGUGGGACAAGUUCGGUGGAUUGAUGAUGGGUUCAGAGGUCUCCUUCCUUUCCCAUUUAAUUCUACCCUAGGUGGGACUGCAGCAGCACCGCCAUAUUUUAACAGUAAGAACGUUGCGUCCAACGAACAAUAUCUUCACAACAUCGAUGUCUGUACUUUUCUCGUCGAGUUGCAGCUAAAGAGACCAUACCUGACUCUCGGAAGCGACUUGUCAAAGUGGGAGCCUAUUGCUGCAUUGCCAUAUCUGGACCGCGAGCUUUCACCAGCCAAGUAUAGAUCCUUCUUUAUCCCAUACCUGUGGCAAGACAGGAAUGUUUUUGGCAUGUAUAAGCUACUCAGAAGAAUACCCAAAUGAUCUGGGGACUGAAUAUACCUUGAAAUUUGGUGGAUUACAGUUUUGAAUUCGUUUUUUGUAGAAUUAUUGGCUGUAACUAUUCAAACAUAAGUAGACGAAAAUGGAUAGCACAGUACUAGAAAAACUACUUUUUUUUGAGACAGCUAGCCUUUGGGACUUGCCUGAUAUGUUAACAAAAACUUUAGUUACAAUCUUUGCCUCGAUUCCUAACAUAUCCAGUUGCUAAUAUAUGCACUUGAUUUUAGUUUUGGCUUAA
This is a messenger RNA of Neltuma alba, 1966 nucleotides long. Its product is annotated as dol-P-Man:Man(6)GlcNAc(2)-PP-Dol alpha-1,2-mannosyltransferase-like. Gene Ontology annotation, biological process: protein N-linked glycosylation. Lineage: Eukaryota; Viridiplantae; Streptophyta; Magnoliopsida; Fabales; Fabaceae. Gene Ontology annotation, molecular function: alpha-1,2-mannosyltransferase activity. The record is from RefSeq and is a predicted model, not a curated record. Gene Ontology annotation, cellular component: endoplasmic reticulum membrane. The coding region runs from base 1 to 1710 and encodes 569 amino acids. The transcript is spliced from 10 exons.